CGAGGCCGGAGAUUCAACCUUACCUUAGCUGGGUGGCCUAUCACGACAAUCCAAUUCGACCAGGGAAAACUCUGCUAACCCGUCGGAUCUUCGGCUGAUUGUUGGGGCGCCCGUGAGAUAUAUUGUGCGCUCGCUCCUGCUCUUCUCUUCUUCACAGAGGAGGCCUUGCUCGCUGAUACCUUUGCUGAGCUUGCUCGACCCCGACACCACCUCAACCAUAUCGUCUGGUCGCGUGGAGCCUUCUCUGUGCAUGCCCGCCUUAUAAUACCCCAUCGACCCCUAUUAGCAUCCUUUUAAUAUCGACAACAUGGCGCCCACCGACGAUGUCGAGCGCGGGCGACGUGCCAGCUCGGCCGCAGAGCGUCAAAAGUCCAUCGUCAGCAUGACCGAGUUCGAGGGCAUGGACGAGUACACCGCCCUGCAGAAGUACAUUCUGUUCUACCGCGACGCGAGAGUCAACCCUCACGCUGAGCCAUCGGCGAAGAAGAAGGCCUUCUGGCAGUUCUGGAAAUCCGGUUCUGCAACUGCUUCUUCCGUCCCGAUUGAGAGCGCUGCCGAAGUUCCUGACGAGUAUGUCAACACUGAGCUUCGCACUGGUCUCAGCUCCCACGAAGUCGAAACCCGCCGCAAGCGCUAUGGAAGCAACGAAAUCUCUAGCGAGAAGACCAACUUGCUCAAACAGUUUCUCGGCUACUUCACCGGUCCCGUCCUCUAUGUCAUGGAAAUUGCUGCCCUUCUCGCCGCCGGUCUUCAGGAUUGGGUCGAUUUCGGUGUCAUCUGCGGUAUCUUGCUGCUCAACGCCCUCGUCGGUUGGUACCAGGAGAAGCAAGCUGCCGAUGUCGUCGCCAGUUUGAAGGGUGACAUCGCCAUGAAGGCGACCGUCGUCCGUGACAACCAGCAACAAACCAUUCUCGCCCGUGAGCUCGUCCCCGGUGACAUCGUCGUCAUUGAGGAAGGUCAGACCGUGCCCGGAGAUGUCCGUAUUAUCUGCGACUACGAUCACCCUGAGGACUUCGAACUGUACCUGAAGCUCAAGGCCGAAGACAAGUUCCAUGAUGCCGACCCUGAUGACGAGAAGGACGACGACGCGGAUGAGGAGAAGUUCGAUGAGGAGAACCCAAUCACCCAAGGUCACUCCCUUGUUGCUACCGAUCAAUCUGCCAUCACCGGUGAAUCCCUUGCCGUCGAGAAGUACAUGGGAGAAAUUGCCUACUACACCACUGGUUGCAAGCGCGGCAAGGCCUACGGUAUCAUCGUCGCCACGGCUAAGCACUCCUUCGUCGGUCGCACUGCUACCCUCGUUCAGGGCGCUAAGGACCAAGGUCAUUUCAAGGCUAUCAUGAACUCCAUCGGUACAGCGCUUCUCGUCUUGGUCAUGUUCUUCAUCCUCCUCGCCUGGAUCGGUGGUUUCUUCCGUAACAUUCCUAUCGCCACUGCCCGCGAGGGAACUGACAAGUCGGUCACUCUUCUCCACUACGCUUUGAUCAUGUUCAUUGUUGGUGUUCCCGUCGGUCUGCCCGUUGUCACCACCACCACCCUCGCCGUCGGUGCCGCCUACCUCGCUGAGCAGAAGGCUAUCGUCCAGAAGCUCACCGCCAUCGAGUCCCUCGCUGGUGUCGAUGUUCUCUGCUCUGACAAGACCGGUACUCUCACUGCUAACCAGCUUUCUCUCCGCGAGCCCUACGUCGCUGAGGGACAGGAUGUCAACUGGAUGAUGGCCGUCGCUGCUCUCGCCUCUUCGCACAAUCUCAAGUCUCUCGACCCCAUCGACAAGGUUACCAUCUUGACCAUCAGGCGUUACCCCAAGGCCCGUGAGAUUCUCAACAUGGGCUGGAAGACCGAGAAGUUCACACCUUUCGACCCCGUUUCCAAGCGUAUCACUGCUGUUUGCCACAUGGGCGGCGACAAGUACGUCUGUGCUAAGGGUGCCCCCAAGGCUAUUGUCAACCUCGCCAACUGCGAUGAGAUCACUGCUACCCUCUACAAGGAGAAGGCCGCCGAGUUCGCUCGUCGUGGUUUCCGAUCCCUCGGUGUUGCUUACCAGAAGAACGACGGUGACUGGAUCCUUCUCGGUCUCCUUUCCAUGUUCGACCCCCCUCGUGAGGAUACCGCCCAGACUAUCAUUGAGGCUCAGCAGCUCGGUGUUCCCGUCAAGAUGUUGACUGGUGACGCUAUUGCUAUCGCCAAGGAGACUUGCAAGAUGCUGGCUCUCGGAACCAAGGUCUACAACUCUACCAAGCUUAUCCACGGUGGUCUUACCGGUACUACUCAGCACGAUCUCGUUGAGCGCGCUGAUGGUUUCGCUGAAGUCUUCCCCGAGCACAAGUACCAGGUCGUCGAAAUGCUGCAACAGCGUGGUCACUUGACUGCCAUGACUGGUGAUGGUGUCAACGAUGCUCCUUCCCUCAAGAAGUCCGAUUGCGGUAUCGCUGUCGAAGGUUCCACUGAGGCUGCUCAGGCUGCCGCCGAUAUCGUCUUCCUUGCCCCUGGUCUGUCCACGAUCGUCUUGGCCAUCAAGACUGCUCGCCAGAUUUUCCAGCGUAUGAAGGCGUACAUCCAGUACCGUAUCGCCCUUUGCUUGCACUUGGAGGUUUACCUUGUUACCACCAUGAUCAUCCUUAACGAGACUAUCCGCGCUGAGCUCAUUGUCUUCUUGGCUUUGUUCGCUGAUUUGGCCACCGUCGCUGUCGCUUACGACAACGCUCAUUCUGAGCAACGUCCUGUCGAGUGGCAACUGCCCAAGAUUUGGUUCAUCUCUGUCAUCCUCGGUCUCUUGCUCGCUCUCGGUACAUGGGUUAUCCGUGGUACUCUCUUCCUGCCCAACGGUGGUGUCAUCCAGAACUUCGGUGCUAUCCAGCCCAUUCUCUUCCUUGAGGUCGCUCUUACCGAGAACUGGCUCAUCUUUGUCACCCGUGGUGGCAAGACUCUGCCGUCUUUCCAGCUUGUCGCUGCUAUUCUCGGUGUCGACGCCCUUGCUACCAUCUUCUGCGUCUUCGGCUGGAUGUCCGGUGCACCUUACCAGACCAACCCCCCUACCCACGGUAACUUCCGUGAGGAUGGAUGGGUUGACAUUGUCACCGUCGUUGUCAUCUGGGCCUACUCCAUUGGUGUCACAAUCAUCAUCGCCAUCGUCUACUACGGUCUUAACCAGAUCCCAUGGCUCGACAGCCUCGGUCGCAAGGACCGUAACCGCAAGAACCCCGCCAUCGAGAACAUGAUCGCUGCUCUCAGCAAGCUUUCGCUCGAGCACGGUACCGACAAGCACACUGGUACCACACGGUACGUUAUUGCUCCUCGCGCCAUCGAGGAUGAUGAUGAGGAUUAAGCGUGUACUAUGGGCGUUUGCAUAGGGGAUUUCUUAAGGGAAUGUGUGGUUGUAUAUCUGUGAACGGCUUG
Molecule: messenger RNA, 3396 nt
Organism: Dothidotthia symphoricarpi CBS 119687
Lineage: Eukaryota; Fungi; Ascomycota; Dothideomycetes; Pleosporales; Dothidotthiaceae
Product: plasma membrane ATPase
Exons: 3
Coding region: 308-3325 (1005 amino acids)
Biological process (GO): regulation of intracellular pH; proton export across plasma membrane
Cellular component (GO): plasma membrane
Molecular function (GO): ATP hydrolysis activity; P-type proton-exporting transporter activity; ATP binding
Source: RefSeq, a predicted model, not a curated record